GAGGGCGCCUCGUCAGUUGGCGCGCGACCACAACGGGAACACCCCACUCUCCAUCUGUGGCGGUGAAUACAGCACUUCUCACUAGCAGGGCAGCGCCAAGGAACGACUGAUAGGAUCACAAAGUGUGUGCAGCGAGAGCAGCAGUCCAAACAAACAGCGGCAGGUUGGCAGCGUCGGCAGCAACAACGGAAGAGUUGCAGGGUAGCGGCGGGAGCAAGAGCAAGCCAGCACGGCGCGCGGAAACGUUGGCGGGGUCUCAGCGGCGUGCGGGGGGCGUGCAGGGGCGUGGGGAAAGGGGUGGCUGCAGUAGCAUGGUCAUUCUGGUGCCCCGGCUAGGCCUCCUGAUCCUCACACUCCACACGCUGCUCUCGCCAUGCCUCGCUGCCAAUCACGUCUUCACCAACUCAUUCCUGGUGAAGGUCCGAGGCGGCGACGACAUCGCCCACACCGUCGCCAAGAGGAAUGGCUUUGAGAACCGCGGACCGGUGGCAGCGUCCCCCGGGGAGUACCACUUCGUCCAGCACGCCCUGCCUCACGCCCGCUCCAAGCGUAGUCUUCCUCACACACGCCAGCUCAAGGCAGACCCACAUGUUCACUGGGCGUACCAGCAGGCCGGUUUCAAGAGGGUGAAGCGUGGAUACAAUCCACUGAAGGUGGAGAAUCUGGUACCACUCCACACCAUCCAGAGUCAUGAGAACCCCACAGACCCUUACUUCCGGUUCCAGUGGUACCUGAAAAACACCGGCCAGAAUGGUGGGAAGCCGCGCCUGGACCUCAACGUGGAGGCGGCCUGGGCCCAGGGCUUCACCGGCCGCAACGUCACCACAGCCAUCAUGGAUGACGGCAUCGACUACAUGCACCCAGACCUGCGCAAUAACUACAACGCUCGUGCCAGCUGGGAUUUCAGCAGUAACGACCCCUUCCCCUUCCCUCGCUACACCGAUGAUUGGUUUAACAGCCAUGGGACGAGGUGUGCUGGGGAGGUGUCGGCCGCCCGGGACAAUGGUGUGUGUGGAGUAGGCGUCGCCUACAACUCCCUGGUCGCAGGUAUCCGAAUGUUGGACCAGCCAUACAUGACGGACCUAAUUGAAGCAAACAGCAUGGGACGAGAACCCAACCUCAUCCACAUCUACUCGGCCUCAUGGGGACCUACUGACGAUGGCAAGACGGUAGAUGGACCUCGGAACGCCACCAUGAAGGCCAUCGUCAGGGGUGUCAAUGAGGGUCGUAAUGGGUUAGGCAACAUCUAUGUGUGGGCUAGCGGGGACGGUGGCGAGGAUGAUGACUGCAACUGUGAUGGUUAUGCAGCCUCCAUGUGGACCAUCUCCAUCAACUCUGCCAUCAAUGAUGGUUCAAACGCUCAUUACGACGAGUCCUGCUCCUCCACGCUGGCCUCGACCUUCAGCAAUGGUGCCAAGGAUCCCAGCACUGGUGUGGCUACCACGGAUCUGUAUGGCAAGUGCACGAAAACUCAUUCUGGUACUUCUGCAGCUGCACCAGAAGCUGCAGGAGUCUUUGCUCUUGCUCUGGAAGCUAACCCCAACUUGACGUGGCGAGACAUCCAGCACCUGACAGUCCUCACCAGUAAACGCAACUCGCUGUAUGAUGCUAAGCGCAGAUUCUCCUGGCAUAUGAAUGGGGUUGGUCUCGAAUAUAACCAUCUAUUUGGGUUUGGAGUGUUGGAUGCCGGUGCCAUGGUGGCUCUGGCCCGAGACUGGGUUACCGUCCCUCCUCGCUAUCACUGCCAGGCUGGCAUCUACCGCAUACCCAAAAUGAUAUCUGUCAAUAAGUCAGUUGUGCUGGAAAUGGAAACGGAUGCAUGUGCAGGCACAGACACUGAAUUGAAUUUCCUUGAGCAUGUUCAAGCCGUCAUUACCCUCAAUGCAACCAGGCGUGGAGAUACCGAGCUCUUCCUUGUCUCUCCUAUGGGAACAAAAUCAAUGAUUCUUAGUAAGCGUCCCAAUGAUGAUGAUGGCCGAGAUGGUUUCACCAAAUGGCCAUUCAUGACAACUCACACAUGGGCUGAAAACCCCCGGGGUACUUGGAAGUUGGAAGCUCGGAUUAACAGUUUAGGACCUGAGGAAGGGUGGAUCAAAGAGUGGACACUAAUGCUUCAUGGGACACGAGAGGCACCAUACGACCAUCUUCCAGUCAAGGACCCACAUUCAAAAUUAGCUAUAGUCAAGAAGGCUCACGAAGACAAAAAGAAAAUGUAGAUAUUAUAGAUUUAAUUAUAAUACUAAGAGACCAAUUAGUAUGUUGAAAACUUUCGGUUAUGAAAAUAUGCUGUAAAACGACACACAGACUUACUAUGAAUCAAGAUGUUAACAAAAUUAUAUAUAUAUAUAUAUAUAUAUAUAUA
This is a messenger RNA of Procambarus clarkii (red swamp crayfish), 2362 nucleotides long. RefSeq names its product prohormone processing protease amontillado (gene amon). Gene Ontology annotation, biological process: peptide hormone processing. Lineage: Eukaryota; Metazoa; Arthropoda; Malacostraca; Decapoda; Cambaridae. Gene Ontology annotation, cellular component: membrane; neuron projection. Gene Ontology annotation, molecular function: serine-type endopeptidase activity. The record is from RefSeq and is a predicted model, not a curated record.